CUAUAUCUCUCGCAUAUCUGAAGUCGACAGAGAAUUCAACUCUGUCAUCGAGAUCAGCCCUGAUGCACUCGCCAUCGCGCAAGCUCGGGAUGCUGAACGGGUUCUCGGCCAUGUCAACUCCCCCCUCCACGGUCUGCCCAUUUUACUAAAAGACAACAUCCCUACGCUGGAUGGCACGAACACCACAUGCGGCUCCCUCGCCCUUGUCGGCGCCUACCCAAAGCGAGAAGCCGCAGUUGUCACAGCACUGAAGAAGGCCGGUGCUGUCAUACUAGGGAAAGCGAACAUGGCAGAAUGGGCCGGAUUUCGCUCAACAAGCGGCUGCUCUGGGUGGUCUGCUCGCGGGGGACAGACUUACGGACCGUUUGUCGGGGGAUCCAAGGCGAGUGGCAGUUCAAGCGGUAGUGCAAUCGCGACAGCCCUGGGGCUAUGCUUUGCAGCCAUAGGAACCGAGACAUGUUACUCGAUCGUCAGUCCUGCGGAGAAGAGCGGUGUUGUAGGUUACAAACCGACAAGAGAUCUUAUACCGUCAAAGGACAUUAUAUAUGUGAGUAAGAAGCAGGAUACAGUUGGUGUGCUAGCAAGGACUGUUCAGGAUGCUGCGCACAUCACCCUCUUGCUUACUGCGAGCUCAGCGAUCGCCAACUCUUCGAGACACCUGACCGAUGAAAGCCGAUCCGAAUUUCUACAAGGAUUUCAUACAGUAGCAAAUUCAAGUCUAAUUGGUCUUCGAAUCGGCAUACCUUGGGACCUAAUCCAACUUGAGACUCCUCCACAGUGCAGAUUGGAAGCCUUCGAGCGAGUUCUAUUCCAGCUGGAGGCAAGAGGUGUUACCAUCGUGAAGGACGUCAUUAUCCAGGGCUGGUGUGAGUAUGAAGGUUUGUCACAGGAUGAAAAGCAAAUUGUGCUGGACACGGACAUGAAAACUGCUAUCAACGAAUACCUUGGAGGCUUAAACACUAACCCACAGAACAUCAAGAACCUUGCGGAUCUAGUUGCCUUCAUCAAGACGUGUCCAGAAGAGGAUUAUCCCGCGCGUAACGCGGUAGGUCUCGAACGAGCUCAAGCUACGGACCGGAACGACGGUACUUUGUACAUGGCCAUGUCAGAGAAAGAUAAGUUCUUCGCUGGUUGUAUCGAGAGUACCCUCAACCAGUAUGACUGUGACGUGCUAUUUACACCGGUUCUCUCAAUUGCAUUUCAGACUUUUGCAGCAAAGGCUGGCUCUCCCGUCAUCAGUGUACCCAUGGGCAUCUAUCCGCACGGAUUUCCAGUUGAAAUCGAUUCCAAGAACAGCCUGAUAGCAGCCGCACCUGGUAUUCCGUGAGUCCGAAUGUUACCUUAGGUAAGAAGUUUAUAGUCUGACGUCAAGCUAGUUUCUCAGGGUUCGUCUUUGGAAGAGCAUACGAUGAUGUGACGGUGCUCAAGAUAGGACACGCCAUUGGAAUGUCCAUAGGAUCAACAGAGCAGUUGAUACCGUACAUAUUACCCAGGACGGAGAUUCGUGGCCUGUCUGACAGCUAGCAUAGGUGGUUGUACUUGUAGACCUGAAGCUGUGAUUCUGUGAAGGUGAGGGUAAACCCGAUGGCACAGAGGUCCAUAGGGUAUACAUGAACGUUCUUAUUGUUCACUAUGAUAAAUUACAUCAGCUCUCCAUUAGAAUUUUUCUGCCAACUCACUCUGAG
Messenger RNA from Boeremia exigua, 1685 nucleotides. Its product is annotated as amidase signature domain-containing protein. NCBI's taxonomy places the organism in Eukaryota, Fungi, Ascomycota, Dothideomycetes, Pleosporales, Didymellaceae. The transcript has a single exon. The record is from RefSeq and is a predicted model, not a curated record. The coding region runs from base 287 to 1327 and encodes 346 amino acids.